GCGCCGCGCCACGUCCGGAAAAUCCACCUCCCAGACUGCAGCCCGGGCCAGGCGGCCCGCGGUUUUCAAGCGAAAAUAGAGCGAGUCGAAGCCGGCGCCGAGAGACAAGAUCUGCGCGCGACGCGCGGCCAGGGGCGCGCCAGUCUGCUCCAAGAAGGCGCGCACGCAGUGCCUCACGGCGCGUGCGCGGACGUAGUACCCUCGGUGAAUAAGCGGUGCGCGGCGCGCCGCGCCCGGAACCAGCAACGCGGCAAAGGGGUCCUGCACGUACCCGCGCGCGGCCAGGGAACGCUUGCUGAGGGCGCUGCUGUCGUUGGUGCUCUGUACCGCGCCUGCCCGACGCUCGCGGCUCCGGGGGCCCAUGGCCAGAAGAGACUCAGGAAUAGCAGUCUGUCACGGUUGUGAGCCGCCCCUUGGUUAGCACAGUACACACCUCACGGACCUCGGUAGGGGAAAAAGCCACCCAUGCUCCUGGACUUCCCUUUCCGCCGGCACUUGUGCGUCACUUCCUGGAAGACCGCAUCUCGCCAACCAGAAUUGAGGAGGGUGUAGCCAGUGCUAAGUUCGCUUGCGGCUGACCUUUGUUUUGAAUGUCCUGAGUUCCGUUUACCCCAGAAUAGGGUCCGCUACCGCUGUGACGUGUUAGGGAAGGCGGGUUGUCACGUUUCUACAAGCCUUCCAGUCAAAAGUGAAAGCUUGCCUAAGUCCUCGUAGUUGAGAAAUCUCUAAAAGGUGGAAGCAAAUACUGCACAUGCGUGUUGGUCCUGUGAGGGAAACCAGCCAGUGGAGAGGGAGAGGUUGAAGGAACAGAAAAAUGAGAAGAUAACUCACUGGAGGCUGAAGUGGGAGGAUCGCUUGAGUCUGGAAGCUUGAGACUGCAGCAAGCUGUGAUCGUGACACUGCACUCCAGCCUGGGCAACAAAGUAAGAUCCUGUCUCAAAAGAAAAAAAAAAGGGGUGAAGCUGAACCCAGAUCUACACAUACAGCUAAUCUUACCAAAAUGUGUGGAAGUAAAGCAAUCUGAAGGAAAUUCAGUACCAUACAAUUUACUGACUGAAAUACAUCAUAUUGCUCAUACCAAGAAUAAGAGUGGAGAAGAACCAUUUUUUUUUCCUGCUGAAAUGAUAGAGGCAGAAGAGCAACAGCCUUGCAAGACAGACUUCUAUUCUGAAUUGCCAAAAGUGGAACUUCAUGCCCACUUGAAUGGAUCCAUUAGUUCUCAUACCAUGAAGAAAUUAAUAGCCCAGAAGCCAGAUCUUAAAAUCCACGAUCAGAUGACUGUGAUUGACAAGGGAAAGAAAAGAACUUUAGAAGAAUGUUUCCAGAUGUUUCAAACUAUUCAUCAGCUUACUAGUAGCCCUGAAGAUAUACUAAUGUGGAAAAAGAAAAAAGAAGAGGCCUACAACUUGGAUUGCUAUGAAUUCACCAAGGUCACAAAAGAUGUCAUAAAAGAAUUUGCAGAUGACGGUGUCAAGUACCUGGAACUAAGGAGCACACCCAGAAGAGAAAAUGCUACUGGAAUGACUAAAAAGACUUAUGUGGAAUCUGUACUUGAAGGUAUAAAACAGUCCAAACAAGAAAACUUAGACAUUGAUGUUAGGUAUUUGAUAGCAGUUGAUAGAAGAGGUGGCCCUUUAGUAGCCAAGGAGACUGUAAAACUUGCCGAGGAGUUCUUCCUUUCUACUGAGGGUACAGUUCUUGGCCUUGACCUCAGUGGAGACCCUACUGUAGGACAAGCAAAAGACUUCUUGGAGCCUCUUUUAGAAGCUAAGAAAGCAGGUCUGAAGUUAGCAUUGCAUCUUUCAGAGAUUCCAAACCAAAAAAAAGAAACACAAAUACUCCUGGAUCUGCUUCCUGACAGAAUCGGGCAUGGAACAUUUCUCAACUCCGGUGAGGGAGGAUCCCUGGAUCUGGUGGACUUUGUGAGGCAACAUCGGAUACCACUGGAACUCUGUUUGACCUCAAACGUCAAAAGUCAGACAGUUGCAUCUUAUGACCAGCACCAUUUCGGAUUCUGGUACAGCAUUGCCCAUCCUUCUGUGAUCUGUACUGACGAUAAGGGUGUUUUUGCAACACACCUUUCUCAAGAGUACUAUCUGGCAGCUGAAACAUUUAAUUUGACCCAGUCUCAGGUGUGGGAUCUGUCUUAUGAAUCCAUCAACUACAUCUUUGCUUCUGACAGCACCAGAUCUGAACUGAGGAAGAAAUGGAAUCAACUGAAGCCCAGAGUGUUACAUUUUUAAGCUAUAAUGAGGUGAACUACUUCUGAGUAUGUGUUGCAGUCAAGGUCCUGCUAUAUCCCACUUAGUAAAACAGUCCACCACUCCUUUGAAGCAUAGCAGCCAAGUUCCUUGGGCUCUAUCACCAGCACCUUACACGUGGCAGGUACUCAGUAAAUACGUGUCUUCAACUGACUCACAAGCUCUCAGGUGCUUAUUGGGUGGGACUUGACUGUUGUUGCUAAUUAAAUCCCGAUUCCACCAGUGAUUAUUGUGACUCAGCAGUCCUUCCCUAUUAGUGAUCAUAAAAUUUCAGGGAAAUCAAAGUUUCUCAUCAGGAAAUGUUUUGGAAUUACUAGUAUAAAGUUAGGAAAGUGGGGAAAUUAGGUUACUGCCGAGACCUUUAAGCCUUCUAAACAGCUUUAUAUUUUAUUGUACAUACUUUAAUCAGACUCCCUUCACUUGCUUUAAGUUUUUAAAAGUAUUCCCCAGCUGGAUGUGGUGGCUCAUGCCUAUAAUCCCAGCACUUUGGGAGGCCAAAGUGGGCAGAUUGCUUGAUCCUAGGAGUUCAAUAGCAGCCUAGGCAACAUGGAGAAACCCUGUCUCUACAAAAACAAAAAAGCAAAAAACCAGAAAUUAGCCAGGCAUGGUGGUACAUGCCUGUAGUCCUAGCCACCGGGGAAGCUGAGGUGGGAGGAGACCUGAGUCCAGGGAUGUUCGAGGCUGCAGUGAGCUGUGAUGCUACAGCACUCCAGCCUGGGCAACAGAGUGAGACCCUGUUUCAAAAAAAAAAAAAAGUAUUCUCCAAGAUCCCAAGACCAUUGACACCAGACCAUAUUGUAUACCAGAGAUUUAUGUGAAUGCCUAGGGAUGACCCUAGUGACAGAUAAAGCUGGGUGCUGAGAUCUGGUUUUGCCUCUUUAUGAUUGUCCCCUCAGUACUAGAAAGAGAUUGAAGUCAUUGCUCCAAUUUUGGAAGAGGAGAGAAUAACUGGCUGAGAGGUGAAAAAGACAGAAAUAGUUGCAGGUUUCUUUUUUUUUUUUUUUUUUUCAACAAAGGCUUUCACUCUGUUCCCCAGGCUGGAGUGCAGUGACGUGAUCACAGAUCACUGCAGCUUUCAGUUUUAAACAGCUUCUAUUACAUUUUCUUUGUGGAAGCUGUAUUUCCACCUUAGUACUCACUUUCUGCUCGGUCUAAAAGAUACCUCUAGUAGUGGCAACACUGUGUUAAGUAGAGUUCAUUGGGUCUCUUGUAACCCUACCCCUACAUAAUGGACCACUGGUGCAGGCUUACAUAAACACACAUACUGUGGCCACUUCAGCUGAAGACAAGGGACAAACUAAGAUAGUUCUGAAAGGUAAAAAAACAAACAACAAAAACAAAAUUAUUAGAUACCAAGUUAUGCUUGAAUUGCUUUGCUCUUUAGAAUGUGUAUUUUUCCCUGGUAUCAGAAGAAGUUAAGGCUGAUGACACCCCUAAUUUAAAUGACUAAGGGUUUCUGAUAGGUUUUCUGUCUUUCUGUGAUAUCGUAUUUAUUUGGUCUUUGACCCUGUUUCCUGGCAUACUGCUCCUAAAAUCCUUAGUGUCUCCAGAGUGAUGGCUUUUUGUAUCUAAUGAGGACUGCUGGCUGGCAGCCCCUAGGGGCUGGUCACUGGAAAGACAAAAGCAUGAUUAGAGUUGGGACUUUCAGUCCUCCUUCAAACUCUUGGGAGAAGGGCUGAAGGUUAAGUUGAUCACCAGUGACCAGUGGUAAUCAUACCUUCAUAAUGAAGCCUCCAUAAAACUCCAAAAGAACAGAUUUCGGAGCACUUCCAGGUAGCUGAACAUGUGGAGGUGCUGUACCUGAAGAGGGUGCUGUACCUGAAGAGGGUAUAGGAGCUCCCUGUCCCUUCCCACAUGCCUUGCUCUAUCCAUUUCUUCAUCUCUAUCCUUUGUACUGUCCUUUAUAAUAAACCAGUGAACCUAAGUGUU
This is a messenger RNA of Symphalangus syndactylus (siamang), 4190 nucleotides long. RefSeq names its product N6-Methyl-AMP deaminase (gene MAPDA). The record is from RefSeq and is a predicted model, not a curated record. Gene Ontology annotation, biological process: inosine biosynthetic process; adenosine catabolic process. NCBI's taxonomy places the organism in Eukaryota, Metazoa, Chordata, Mammalia, Primates, Hylobatidae. Gene Ontology annotation, molecular function: adenosine deaminase activity.